Prinia subflava (tawny-flanked prinia) is the source of this 1925-nucleotide messenger RNA. Its product is annotated as zinc finger protein 568-like. Bases 1041 to 1403 code for a protein of 120 amino acids. The transcript has 2 exons. The record is from RefSeq and is a predicted model, not a curated record. Lineage: Eukaryota; Metazoa; Chordata; Aves; Passeriformes; Cisticolidae.
UAUCAUUCCCAGUCCCUGCCUCGUAUUUGCAGUGCCGUGCCCGUUCCUGCUUCACAUUGAUAAUCCCUCUCUCCAUACCCGGUCCCUUUUCCCAUUCCUUGUCCCUGUCCCCAUUCCCUCUCUGCAUUCCCUGUCCCCAUUCCCGCUCCCUGUCCCCUCUCAGCGGAAUCCGCCGCCAUCGCUCCGGCUCCUCCCUCGCCACUGACGUCACCGGGGAAGCCCUGAGCUUCUCCUGCCCACCAAUCACAGCGCGCGAUUUCUCCUCGAUUUGCAUAACCACGCCCUGUAUCUCGGUGCCGCAUAGCGCCCUCUGCAGCCGCAUCCGGGCGCUGUUUGCUCCCAGUUCCCUCCCAGUGCUCCCAGUAAGAGCAAUACUGGGAGGGAAAGCGCUCCCAACUCCUUCCCGCUGGUCCCAGGAUCGCUCCCCGUGCCGCGCACGGCGGGGCCACUUUGGAACACCCCGAGGGCAGAGCGCGCCUGCUUUUGGGUGUCGGCACCGCCAGGGCCGGGCUGGGAGGGGAGGAGGAGCGGGAGGAAGAGGAAAGGCAGGAGCCGCAGGAACAGGAGGAGCGGGAAAAGGAGGGACAGAGGAAAAGAAAGAAGAGGAGCGGGAGGAAGAGGAGGAGCAGCACGAGCAGCAGCACGCGGUUCUCCCGCCAGCCCGCUCAGGCCGCUGCUCCCCCGGCUCCGGCAGAAUCGCCACGCCAGGAACCCGCAGGUGAGCGGGGAGGGGGAGCUCGCCCCAAAUCCGUCGAGGCGGAUCUGGGGGAGGUUUUUUCUAGUAAGGAAGGGAUUGCUUGGAUUUUGCAGGACCCCAAAGCCGAACCAGAGAUGGCCCUGGAGGGAUCUUGGCAGGUCCCACGUGGCGAUCGCCCGUUAGCGGCGGGCAGAGCCCGGAGAUGAGCGGGGUCCGGGCCCCCCGGGGCUGAAAGGGGCGCUGACUUCUGCAGCUGCACUUGGGCAGCGGCACCAUCAAACCCAACGCGCUCAGCGCUUGUUUUACCCCAAAGCAGGAUUUCCCAUUGGCAAACCUGGGCCCGAUGGAGAAGGAGGAGGAGGGCGCGGCGAGGAAGAUGUCCCGGGAGCCACAGGCAGAGACUGAUCUGAGCAUGGAGCCCGGGGAGGACAAAUCCUGGCAACAGAACCUCAUGGAACAGGGCAUUUUGAGCGGCUCCACGGCGCAGGAAUCCAGUAAGGAAGAAAAGCCCCGAACGUGCCGCACAAGGACGGGCUGCAAACGCAAAUCUCGAGCAUCUGAUGAGGAAAGAUCUACUCUGGCCCGGGGAGGUGGUGGGAUCUCAGAGCUGGAGGCCCCUGAACAGCCUCAGGGUGAGGAGAAGCCCCACAAGUGCUCAAAAUGUGGGAAGAGCUUCAGGUGGAGAUCCGAACUGAUCCACCACUAGAGAAUCCACACCGGGGAGAGGCCCUACGAGUGUGACCAAUGCAAGAAGAGGUUUCCCACCAGCUCCCAGCUACCUGUGCACCAGCGGAUUCAAGCGGAUGAGAGGCCCUUCCGCUGCCCCAAAUGCAGGAUGAGCUUCCAGCGAAAUGCCCACCUCGUCAUGCAGCAGCGCAUCCACACCAGGGAGAGGCCCUACGAGUGUCCCCAGUGUGGGAAGAGGUUCUCCAGGAGCUCUCACUUGACCCAACAGCAACGGAGCCAGCACUGAAGGAAGCCCUGCGAGUGCCCUGAGUUCAGGAAGACCUUCGUGCGCUGUUCCAGCUCCAUCCCCCAUGGGAGGAUCCCCUCUGGAUGAUCCCCAGUGACCCCCGGUGGGCAGAGCCCCGGUGAUCUGUGGUGCCAGUGAUCCGUGUUGGGCAGACACCUGGCUGGGGGGCUCCACAUCCUCCUGGCUCCCUGUAGCCUGGAUUUCUUUUUCAUUUCUCUUUAUCUUUCAAAACCCUCAAAAAUGGGGUAAAAAUAA